GGGCUCAGAGGCUAAGCCGGGGCUAAUGCUAGCUGCCACCCCCACCCUGCGUGCGUGCCGCGCCGUCUGCUCUAGCACGCGCCGUGUCGCGAGAGCCACUGCUGCGCGCAUGGCCGGCCUCGCAGAACCGAGGCAGCAGCGCCUGCUCGGAUGGCCGGCGCCGCGGAUUCCGCUGUUGCUGCUGCUCACGGCUCUCGCGCUGGGCUCGCCCGCCGAGAGCCUGCCGCAGCAGGAAAGCAGCGAAGAGCAGCGCUCGGAUGAGUAUCGGGGCUUCCAGUUCAAGCACCACGAUAACGUCGAGCUGGCCGACGAGCUACGACGUGUCUCACGCGCCUGUCCGGACAUCACCAACCUCUACGAGCUGGGUCACCGCAGCGUGCUGGGACAGCCCCUGUGGGUGCUCGAGAUGACCGACAGGCCAGGUGUCCACGAACUUCUGGAGCCCGAGGCCAAGUAUGUGGCCAACAUGCACGGCAACGAGGUGCUGGGCCGCGAGCUGAUGCUGGCGCUGAGCUGGUACCUGUGUCAGCGCUACCGGGAGGGAGACCCCAACAUCACCACGCUACUCAACACAACACGCAUCCACAUCAUGCCCAGCAUGAACCCUGAUGGCUGGGACACGGCGGCCAAGUCUCCACGUGAAGACUGGGUGAGCGGUCGUACCAACGCGAUGGGUGUGGACCUCAACAGGGACUUUCCCGACUUGGAACGCAUCCUGCGAAACAGUAACGUCAGGAGGAUCAAGCCAGACCACCUCUUCAAUGGAGAACUUACCCACCCGGUGCAGCCAGAGACGAAAGCCGUCAUGGAGUGGAUAAUGUCGCUGCCGUUCGUGUUGUCAGCGAAUUUCCACGGUGGCGCCUUGGUUGCAAACUACCCCUUCGAUGAUACCCUUGACGGUUCGCAAAAGAAGUACACAUCAGCGCCUGAUGACGCCACAUUUAGGCAUCUGGCACAGAUGUACGCAUCCAGUCACCCACGCAUGAAGAAAGGCGAGACGUGCGGCGGAGACGCCUUUAGGGACACUGGUGGCAUCACCAACGGGGCUGCAUGGUAUGCCGUCGCUGGAGGCAUGCAAGACUUCAAUUACUUGGGCUCAAACGAUUUCGAGAUCACAGUAGAGCUCGGCUGCCGCAAGUUCCCGCCGGAAUCUGAGCUGCAGAAAGAGUGGGAGGACAACAAACAGGCGCUACUCAACUUUCUCUGGCAGGCACACAUUGGAAUCAAAGGCUUGGUCACCGACAGCAUUUCGGGCGAGCCUAUUGUCGAUGCGGAUGUGGAGGUGACCAACUUCACUGAUGGAGAACCGCUACUGAUUCGCCAUAAUGUUAUUACGAGCGAGAACGGCGAAUACUGGCGGCUGCUGAUUCCAGGCACAUACAUGGUCAGAGUUUUUAAGCAAGGCUACAUACCCGCCGAGAAAAAAGUGGUUGUCAAGCACCACCCACACACGGAGGCCCAGCGACAAGACUUCCAGCUGAAGCCAGUUGCUGCACGGGCCAUGGAAAUGCUACUGGAAUCUGAAGCUUACAUGGACGGAAGCCAAAAGCACAGGCUGCUCUCACUACCACACCCCCUGAAGCAGAUGCAGCCCAUGUGAUUGCCACAUCUCACCCAAAGCUUCAAUAUGCCGAUACUUUUAAGCUGAAGGUUUCAGGAAAAAAAUAUUUCACAGAAAAGGACAUCUAGCUGUUGAUAACAAUGAACAAAAGUAGCAGCAUUUGCUUAAAAGCUCUCAAACAUAUCCAAGCAACAAACACAAAGAAAUGAAAAGAACACUCAUGUGCAGGUUUGUACAUGUAUGAACAUGGUUUCAGAAGAAAGAUGGUAUACAGUAUAAUUGGCAAAAGCAUUUGAAAGAGACUAAAAAAUAGCGAAAAAUACUGCCACUUUAUGAGCUUUAACAUGCAGUGAAAGCAUGAAAAAAGUAUUCCAAAAGGGUAAUUGGCAUUAACAGUAAACAAAAUGCAACAAAGGCAUAAGGUUCGCAUAUGCUACUCUGUUUCAAGCUAUUGAUAGAAACUUCCCACUUUUAAAAGCGGCCACAGAAAUGCUUCAUGCAUUUCACUUAAGUUAUACAGAUACACAUAUCUAUAACGAUACAGUAAACCCCUAGUGCAAUGAAGCAUUCUUUGAGGCACUGUGUUGUCGUCGUUAUACGAUCAAAACAAUGCAGGUUUUAGAUCAAAUACCUUAAUGCCAUGAGACAACAUUAUGCAGACUGGCUUAGAGCAUAAAAAUGCGGGUCUAAAAGCACAAAAAUUGCUAUUUUUUGAAGCAUUGUUUCUUUCCUUGGCGUCAGUGUGACUAUACAAGCCACACACUGAAUACCUUAUAAUAAAGCAAGAAUACAUGACUACGAAGCAAAAUUGCCUUACUAAAAUAUUGUUCCUUCAAAUAACAACAGUGGAACCUUACAUUUGGAACAGCUAUUGUAAAGAGGCUGUUUAAUCAAAGUUGAACUUGAAGGCUUACAAUUUACAGAAAAAACUGUGUUGCUUAUGCUGCUUCCUUCUAGUUUUGUCAUGUCACAUCUUUCAAGUCUCACAGAUGGUUACAUUCAUAGCUUUUCGUCAGCAAUAGGAGUUUCAGUGACAAUUUGCCACAAACAAUCGUACACAUACUUCAUUGUUAGUGUAGCCAGCUCUAGCCACAUUACCACAAUGUGUUCAGGAGCAGCACUACAUUUUUAAAGAACAGAUCAAACAAAAACGUAUUUGCUGUAUUCAAGACUUCAUGAUAUUAGGGGUUUACUGUCGUUUUUGUUUAACAGGGGUAUGUAUAUAUUUAAAAUUUACCACCCCUAGGUGCAACAUGAAGGCUACUCACACUUUCAGUUGUAAAAAAGAAAUUUCCAGGUGUUUAUAUUCUCAUAUUUCUAAAAUGUGUGCCCUUGAGGCAUGAUUGAAAAUGUCAAUAAAUUAAAUAAAUUGCAGCACUUUAGAGUUUUUCUUCUUCGACACAUGGUGAACCGCCUACACAACUUUGCUAGACAUAAAGCUGGUGUUUUAAAGUGAGCUCAAGUACACUGGACAAAGCAUAGUAAGCAUGAAUAAAAGCAGCAUAAUUAACCUGAAACAUGUAAAAAGAGGAAGAGAGCACAGAUGUCAUUAAAAACAUAAAACUUUCAUAAAAAAAGACACAAUUUAUAAUUACAAACUAGUCAAGCAUGCAGCAAGGGCAUACAGUCACAUGAUGUGAACAACAAAAGGAGGCAUAAAAUAAAAUGGCUCUCCGUGAACCUUGACAAAUGCAACAUCUAAGAAUAAAGUUUUUGAAGAUU
This is a messenger RNA of Rhipicephalus microplus (southern cattle tick), 3283 nucleotides long. Its product is annotated as carboxypeptidase D. NCBI's taxonomy places the organism in Eukaryota, Metazoa, Arthropoda, Arachnida, Ixodida, Ixodidae. Gene Ontology annotation, molecular function: metallocarboxypeptidase activity; zinc ion binding. Gene Ontology annotation, biological process: peptide metabolic process; protein processing. The record is from RefSeq and is a predicted model, not a curated record.